AUGCACUUUCUGGCGUGUCUACUGGUCCUCUUCGCACUUUUCGUCACAGUUGCUGCCUUCCGAGGUGGUCACGGACGUCCCUUAUAUGGUAAGAAACGGCUUUUCUACUUUUCCACACUCAUUAGAAUGAUUCAUUCUUGAUUUGUAAUGCUUCAGGAUACCUUUUCGAUAUUUUUAUCAACCAACUAACACAUCUCAAAACUAACUUUACAGCACGAAGCGCGAUGGUUUUCACUGAGCAGUCAGUUCCAUCACCUGUAGACGUAAAUGAAAGGUCUUUUGAGUUCUUUCGCUUGUUUUGAAGUUCUGAUUCUGUUCUUCUGGAACGCCUACACAGCAAUUUCGAAAAGCAUGACCUUCUCCUGUCUAUGUUGCUUUACUUCUAACUAUUCUUUCUUUCACUUCCUAAAGUGCCCGGAAGUUUCCACUGGGUUACAAUAGAGCACAAAGUGGCCCAUUAUUUGUUUUUUUUCUUUUUCUGUGUUCUAUUUAUCGAACCAAAUUUUGGGCCAAAUAAGUGUUCCGUGUUGGACGAAUCACGCAGGGAAGGCUUUAUUAAAGCAUGAAAUAAUUUGGUUUCUUUCCUCUUAUGUUCAUUUCACUAGUGAAAGAGGUUGAUUACCUCCGAACAGUAGAGACUAAAGGAGAUUUUCGAAUUAUUAAGAAUUCUUUUUUUUCAGUAGGAAAUCAGCCACCUGUGCUAUUCAAUACGGUCUUUAGAACUCAUAACAGUCAUUUUUUAAAACAGUAAUUCAGCCUUGAGAGUUAAAAAAAAUCCGUAGCAAAAUACUGGAUACCGCAGGAAUCAGCCUUUCACAGAAGUUUCGAAAAAAAUUGGUAUUUCGGUAGGAAAAGUUUUUAUUAAUUCUACCGGCCGACUAUAAAUUUGGUUAAUAAGAUUUUUGGAAAACUAGUAGCCAUUUUCUAUAUUAUUAGUUUUACUCGAAACAAUUUUCUUCCUUUGCAAUCAGGGUUGCACUCAUUUUUGAUUAAUUGUAAAAAUGAAUUAUGAACUUCUAAUUGAAGCGUUUCAAUGAAGUUUAACAGAAAUAAUGUGAAAGAAGAUUUCUUUGCCUGCUUCAUAAGCUCCUAUAAAAGCGAAAUGUGUAUAUUUUCGUUACUGCUACUCUUUCAAUCGCAAGAUGAUCAAACUGAGAAUGACAUAUGGCAUUGCAGGAGUGAUCGGGGACAUCCAGUCGGUGGAGGGAUCGCUUCCAGUCCGAGCCUUCGGAAGCUACGGUGGUCGCGGGAUUCAGCGCGGUUACGAACCAUGGUGACGCAGAGGCCAGCAGAGUGGGACUUCGACUAA
This is a messenger RNA of Caenorhabditis auriculariae, 1309 nucleotides long. NCBI's taxonomy places the organism in Eukaryota, Metazoa, Nematoda, Chromadorea, Rhabditida, Rhabditidae. The record is from the annotation of a GenBank genome assembly.